Molecule: messenger RNA, 2026 nt
Organism: Alligator sinensis (Chinese alligator)
Lineage: Eukaryota; Metazoa; Chordata; Crocodylia; Alligatoridae
Gene: MDM2
Product: MDM2 proto-oncogene
Exons: 13
Coding region: 154-1929 (591 amino acids)
Biological process (GO): negative regulation of apoptotic process; regulation of cell cycle
Cellular component (GO): nucleus
Molecular function (GO): identical protein binding; ubiquitin protein ligase activity
Source: RefSeq, a predicted model, not a curated record
CUGUCGCUGUGCCAGGCGCUGGGCGUCUUCGCCCCCAAGAGCCUGCGGCCCGGGCAGGUGCUGCCGCUGGCCCUCAGCUUCUGCGGCUUCGUGGUCUUCACCAACCUGUCCCUGCAGAACAACACCAUCGGCACCUACCAGCUGGCCAAGGCCAUGACCACCCCGGCCAUCGUGGCCAUCCAGACCCUGGCCUAUGGCAAGACCUUCCCCCUGCGCAUCAAGCUUACCCUGAUUCCCAUAACUUUAGGUGUGUUCUUAAACUCCUAUUACGAUGUCAAGUUUAACUUCCUUGGAAUCGUGUUUGCUACUCUGGGUGUUCUGGUUACAUCUCUGUACCAAGUGUGGGUGGGAGCCAAGCAGCAUGAGCUGCAGGUGAACUCUAUGCAGUUGUUGUACUAUCAGGCACCAAUGUCCUGUGUCAUGUUGUUCUGCACCGUACCUUUCUUUGAGCCAGUAUUUGGAGAAGGGGGGAUAUUUGGACCAUGGACACUUUCUGCUGUGGUUAGACCAAAACCUUUGUUGCUGAAGUUGUUGAAGUUUGCUGGGGCAGAAAAGGAUAUUUUUACUAUGAAGGAGGUAAUGUUCUAUCUUGGCCAAUAUAUUAUGACCAAACAAUUGUAUGAUGAAAGAGAGCAGCAUAUUGUCCACUGUGAAAAUGAUCAUCUUGGGGAUCUCUUUGGAGUACCAAGCUUUUCAGUAAAAGAGCACAGGAAAGUAUAUUCAAUGAUUUCCAGAAACUUGGUAGCAGUUGGUCCACAAGAAUCUACAGCUUCUAACACAUCAGAGAAUGAUGCCAGCUCUACUCUUGAAAAAGGAAAUGUUCUAAAGGAAGGCAUUCAGGACUUAGAAGAGAAACAGACCUCCCCACAUUCGAGUGUUAGACCCACUACCUCUUCUAGAAGAACCCGCAGUGAAUCUGAAGAUGAUUCGUCGGAUGAAUGGCCUAGUGAAAGAAGAAAACGGCACAAGUCAGACAGCAUUUCACUGACUUUUGAUGAAAGCCUGUCAUGGUGUGUAGUAAGUGGGCUAUGCAGAGAAAGAAGCAACAGCAGCGAUUCUACAGACUCUCCUUCAAUUCCUGAUCAAGAAACUGCUGGAUCUGACUAUCCAUGUGUUAUGAGAUUGAUAGAAGCAAAAUCACGAAUAGAUCUUGAUGCUCGUUCAGUAAGUGAAAACUCUGAUUGGCUUGAUCAUAGUUCUGUCUCAGACCAAUUCAGUGUUGAGUUUGAAGUAGAGUCUAUUUAUUCAGAAGAUUAUAGCCACAAUGAAGAAGGUCAGGAACUCACAGAUGAAGAUGAUGAGGUGUAUCAAGUAACAAUAUAUCAGACUGAAGAGAGUGAUGCCGAUUCAUUUGAUGAAGAUCCUGAAAUUUCACUAGCUGAUUAUUGGAAGUGCCCUAAGUGUAGUGAAAUGAACCCUCCUCUCCCGCGGCAUUGCCACAGAUGCUGGGCUCUUCGUGAGGACUGGCUUCCUGAUGAAAAGAACUACAUAUCGGAAAAGAGCGAAUUAAAAAGUUCCACUCAGCUUGAACCUGAAGAAGGUUUUGAUGUUCCAGACUGUAAGAAGGUGAAGAUGGAUGAAGGUAAAGAGCCAGAUGUUGAAGAAAGUGAUGACACUGCAGUACAAGCCUCUGAAUCUCAGGAAAGUGAGUACUCUCAGCCAUCUACAUCUAGCAAUAUCUUUUGUAGCAGUCAAGAAGACAAAGAGUCACAAGAGAGAGAGGAGAAUACAGAAUCCAGUCUACCUAUUACCAGCAUAGAGCCCUGUGUUAUAUGUCAAAGUAGACCAAAAAAUGGCUGCAUAGUACAUGGCAAGACGGGGCAUCUCAUGUCAUGUUUUACAUGUGCACGGAAACUAAAAAAGCGGAAUAAGCCCUGUCCUGUCUGCAGGCAGCCAAUUGAGAUGAUUGUGUUAACUUAUUUUGGUUAGGAGGAUGUUGAACAGAACAAGUGCAGUAAAGCAAAAAUGUUGCAAGAUUUCAUGGACCAAAACCAUUACUUUAAUAAAGCCACAAACUAUUUUUGUA